AUGGAAGUUGACAAUCAAUUAAAGAAUAAUGAUAUUUUGAAAAGUUCAUUUCACAAAAAUGAAGACAAGGAACGUCCAAAAAAGAGUGUAAAGUUUGUAGCUCAGGAAAGAGAAAACAUAGAACAAGGAGGUGAAGCUAAACAAUCUUCAUUGGGAAAACAUUUACAUACCCAAGACGAAGAAUUACCAUUGGAAAAUGGUUGGAGUUUUUGGGAGGACCAUUGCCACACUCAUCAUGGUGAAAUGGCUACUACAGCUCAAUAUGAAGCUUCUUUAAAAAAGGUUUCAUCUUUUUCAACUGUUCAAGGAUUCUGGAAAGAAUUUAAUAAAUUACCACAUUUAAUUAGUGUACCAAAUAAUAGUUGUUACCAUUUAAUGAAAGAAGGUUCUGGCUCUACUGGAUCUCUUUUGUAUGUUUUAUAA
Messenger RNA from Cavenderia fasciculata, 423 nucleotides. RefSeq lists its product as uncharacterized. The coding region runs from base 1 to 423 and encodes 140 amino acids. Gene Ontology annotation, molecular function: RNA 7-methylguanosine cap binding; translation initiation factor activity. Lineage: Eukaryota; Evosea; Eumycetozoa; Acytosteliales; Cavenderiaceae. Gene Ontology annotation, biological process: translational initiation. The transcript is spliced from 3 exons. Gene Ontology annotation, cellular component: eukaryotic translation initiation factor 4F complex. The record is from RefSeq and is a predicted model, not a curated record.